AUGGCGCCUCCAAUCCCCUACAUAACGCCAACCGCCUUUCGGUUUAUGACUGUGGUUGCAGGAACCCUGGUCGCGCUGGCGAGCGGAACUAAUUAUGUCUAUUCUGCAUGGGCACCACAGUUUGCAGAUCGGCUAAAACUCACGUCGACUGAUGGCAAUAUGAUUGGUGCUGCUGGAAAUGUAGGUGUAUAUGCAGUGGGUAUCCCCAUAGGAUAUAUCGUGGACACCAAAGGAACUAGACUGGUUGCUCUUUUCGGCGCCAUUGCCCUGUUCUGCGGCUACUUUCCAAUUCAUCUGGCAUAUGCUGCCGGUGCAGGCUCACUAAGUGUGAUAUUUCUAUGCUUUUUCUCCUUCCUCUCGGGAGUUGGAAGUUGUGCUGCGUUUGCUGCCGCAAUUAAGACCGGUAUGGGAUUAUCUAAAUGCUCCUUAACAAGCAAUAUAUCAGAUACUCAUAUAUGCACAAUAGCCGCGAACAACUUCCCCGACCAUCGAGGGUCCGCAACUGCGUUCCCACUCGCUGCUUUUGGUCUCAGUGCGUUUGGCUUCUCCGCGAUAUCAGCCAUGGCAUUCAAGGAUGAUACCUCCGAAUUUCUUUUACUGCUUGCUCUAGGGCCGUCAUUGAUAAUAGUAGUCUGCACGUACUUCUUACAGCUACUGCCCCCGCCGCCAUCAUACUCUGCUAUUUUGAAUGGUGAAUAUCCCGACUCAAAUUUAUUACUAAGAACUAAACCGACUGAAAAUAUCCAAGAGGAUUCUGAUACCGACUCAAACCGUGCCAUCGCGUCCUUUUCUUCUGCACAGGUUACUGCCGUACUGCCUAGUGCGAUCCAACCAAGACCUACGCCACCGGAUGCUGAGGCAGAUGAAACCUCUUCUUUGAUGAGUAGGCCCAGGUCCCUGAGCGAUAGUGGCAGUUUUUCCCAGUACGAUCAGGCAAAACACGGUGCCCACGCUGCUGGCCCCGAUAUACGAGGACUGAGUCUCCUUCCUACCCCGGAGUUUUGGCAGCUGUUUUUAUUGCUCGGUAUUUCCACGGGAGUUGGUUUGAUGACCAUCAAGUAA
This is a messenger RNA of Trichophyton benhamiae CBS 112371, 1062 nucleotides long. Its product is annotated as MFS transporter, putative. The transcript is spliced from 4 exons. Lineage: Eukaryota; Fungi; Ascomycota; Eurotiomycetes; Onygenales; Arthrodermataceae. The coding region runs from base 1 to 1062 and encodes 353 amino acids. The record is from RefSeq and is a predicted model, not a curated record. Gene Ontology annotation, cellular component: membrane.